AUGGUGGAAACUAGUUUCCCCAAUUCUUGUGCUGAAGACCUCAAGAAACGUGUGAUGGAGAUAUUUCAGGGUAUUACCAAAGACAUUGAGGACGAGGAAUUGAAUAGUCAAUUUCGCAUGAUGGGGAGUAGCUACGAUUCCCUUAACAAUUAUGCAGUUAGAUGGUUCAAUUUAAUAGCAGAUUUGGGCAACACUGACAAAGCUAGAGAGAUGUUUAAGCCUCUCUCUGACUUGGGCAUUCUACCUCCCGUUGCUGUCUUCACCAUGGUGAUUUCUCUCUACUCUGGUACACGCAAGGCCGAGAGUGCUCUCAAGGUCUACCACCAAAUGAUAGCCGUUGGUGUCAAUCCCGUCUUCUACACUUACACUCAACUCAUCUGGGUACUUGCAACAGACUUUUCCAAAGUAAGGUACCUUAGGUUGGCCAAGAAGUAUUUUCUUGAAACCUUGGAUAAGGGGAUGACACUCGAUCGUACACCUUUUCUGUAUCUUAUGGGGGCCAUUGCCUACCGAGAGCCACUGUAG
Messenger RNA from Fragaria vesca subsp. vesca, 525 nucleotides. RefSeq lists its product as uncharacterized. The transcript has a single exon. The record is from RefSeq and is a predicted model, not a curated record. Lineage: Eukaryota; Viridiplantae; Streptophyta; Magnoliopsida; Rosales; Rosaceae. The coding region runs from base 1 to 525 and encodes 174 amino acids.